GAGAGGCCAUGGAGCACAGCCACAUCUUCACCGUGCUGUCCACCAACUCCAGUUCCUGGAGUCCUCAUGGUUGCCCUCUCGGACAGUUUCCCGUCAUCUACUACAGUUCCUUGCUGUGCCUCGGCCUGCCUGCAAACAUCCUCACCGUGAUCAUCCUUUCUCAGCUGGUGCUGCGGCGACAGAAAUCAUCCUAUAACUACCUGCUGGCCCUAGCUGUAGCCGACAUCCUGGUCCUGUUGUUGAUCGUGUUCGUGGACUUCCUGUUGGAAGACUUCAUUCUCGGUGUGCCUCUGCCCCACUCGCUUAACAAAGUGGUGCAGGUGCUGGAGUUCUCCUCCAUCCACACCUCCAUCUGGAUCACGGUUCCCCUGACCGUGGACCGCUACAUCGCUGUGUGCCAUCCGCUGCGCUACCACACUGUCUCCUACCCGGCCCGAACUCGUAAAGUGAUCUUGGCGGUGUACGUUGGCUGCCUGAUCACCAGCAUCCCAUAUUACUGGUGGCCGGAGCUGUGGCACGGCCUGCCGGGAACAAGCGCUAGUGGCCGCAGCAGCAGUGCAGGCCAGCACGUGUUGGUUUGGGUCCACUGUGCAACGGUUUACCUGCUCCCCUGCUCCGUUUUCUUCUCACUGAAUGCCAUCAUCGUACGCAAGCUCCGUUGCCGGCGUAACUGCUUCCGUCUGCGUGGCUACUCCACCGGAAAAACCACAGCCAUCCUGCUGGCCAUCACCUCAGUGUUUGCUGUGCUUUGGGCACCACGCACACUCAUGAUCCUUUACCACCUUUACACGGCCCAACCGGCAAUGCUUGAACCAGCCAGGCUGCUGCAUUUGGUCACAGACGUAGCGAACAUGCUCGCGCUGCUCAACACAGGUGUCAACUUCUUCCUGUACUGCUUCAUCAGCAAGCGUUUCCGCAGGAUGGCCGGCACGGUGCUAAAGGCCCUUUUCCGAUGCAGGAAGCAGCCGCCACCAUUUUACGCCAGUCACAAUUUCUCUAUCACCAGCAGCCCUUGGAUCUCACCAGCCAACUCACACUGCAUCAAGAUGCUGGUGUACCAGUACGACAAGAACGGCAAACCAGUCUGCAUAUCCUCCUGAACGCCACCUUGAGUCAUGUCAUGCCAAUAUAACGCUGGCUACUGAGUCAUGCGAGCUUGGGAAAAGUCCUUCCCGACUGAGCCGAAGGCGGUGAUCGGUUUGUUGGAAAGUGCCUCAACGAGAGAUCCAGUGUCAGGGUCAGAGACAUCUUAAGGCCAAAAUAUGGUUCUUUUUCUGGCAAAAAAAGAGGAGUGGUCAUUAAGCUAUAACAUGCUAAUGCCUUUCAGGAUUUUAAUGCAAAAAAAAAGACUCAUCUCAAAGUCAAGAGAAAUUAUGAAAGGCUCGCAUUCCAGGAAAUGACUGUCCAAUUAGACAAAUAUACAUCUUGAUGUGAUUUAAAGAGUUUGUCUCUAGUUGGGCUGGAUAAUAUAAAAAAAAAAAAAAAAAUUGUAUAUCUCAAUAUUUUUUCACAUUUUGCAAUCAAUACUUUUCCAUUUGCUCUUGAUAAAAUUAAAAAGGCUUUUUUGGCCCUCAUGAAAUUUUUUUUUACUGCAAAUCAACACUAAUUAAAAAAAAUAUUUAUUUAUCUUAUUUAAAGAAAUCUCUAAUUUACAUUGCGUUUAUACAUUUUUAGUUAUGAAUUCAUUAUGGAAGCCUGGUUCUGCCACAGAAUAAAAAAUCACAAUUGUGAGAUAUAAACAUGCAAUUUAGAAUUUUUGUUCUCAGAAAUGAGAGAUAUAAACUCGCAAUUCUGAGAGAAAAAAAAAGUUAGUCUUUUUUCCCCAGAAUUGGAUUUAAGAAGUCAGAAUAGCAAGAUAUAAACUCGCAAUUGCAAGAAAAAUUCAGAAUAGCGGGGGAUGAAAAAAAAUUGGCAGAUAUAAACUCGCAAUUGUGAGUUCAGUGGUGGUUCAGUUAUUCAGUGGCAGAAAUGGUCUUUCAUGAAUGAUUUGUGAACAUGUAGAAUAAAGAAAGUGAGCCUGGUUGAACGAAAACUGUUCGUUUGUGUUUUCAGCGCUAUUGAGCGGAUUGUGACUUUCAUGCCUCUGAUUGAUCAGUGCUUGAUUGGCUUCAAUACUCAACACUAUUAAACAUAGAAAAGAGAAACCUUCGAUACUCUUCACAAAGCACUCACACAUGGGCAUGGGAGCAUUUAAAAGCCCACAUAACAGUGGUCAUUUUUGUCAUAUAUAAACUAAACUUUUAAUAUAUACCCUACAUUUGUAUCAUCAACAAAGACACUUGUAUCGCCCAACCCUUGUCUUUAGCAUGGUUUCAGUUGAGUGCACACCAAAGCAAAAUUUUACAUAAAGAAAAAAAUUAUUCAAAGCUGGCGCCAACGAGAUGUUACUGUAUGUGAACCACCUUUCCCCUCUCACCUUCUCAGUGCAGAGACAGAGCACUCCCUCUCUUUGUGACAUUAAAAAGCAAUGCUGGCAUUUUCGUUUAAUAUGCUGUUGGCAUCCAAGGGCCGGUCGCAAACAACACAUUUGCUCAGUGCUGGAAACCCGCUUCUUUAUUGCUGCCUGAUGAAGAAUAAUAUCAAAAACGCAAAGACUUCUGCUUCAGCAAAAAGCUUCUGGUGCAACUGUUAAGUGUACAAUUAAGGCAAAUAAAUACCUUUAGAGAGGAAUUAAUUCUUUAUUGGUUAAAUCAAUAUUCUAAGCAACGUCAACACUUAUUGCUCAGUACAUAUUUUCUAUCAGAGUGACAAACACUAAAUAAUUAAGACUUUUCAGCAUCUACCAUACACAUAUACACAAUCAUUUAUCCUUUGCUGGGCAGCCUCGAGAAAAAAGAAAGCGAAAAAAAGAACACUUUUCAAAUAAAAAAAUCAAUUUCUGUCUCCAGAAUGAGCUAUUGGAGGAAACCACAUUCAUUUAUCUUCACUGCGGGAGGAGUAACAGACUGCCAUCUGGAGUGCUGUAACUGUGCAUAUGUAUUUAAAGUAUACAGCGGGGAACAUGUUCGUAGAUAAGCUAGACAACUUGAAAAUGUAUGAUUUCUGUCAUAGACAAGGCUGUAUUCACCUGUCUCAUGACAGCAGGGCGAACUGUGAAUGCUAAAUGCUGUGUUGGUGGUAAAAUGUAAAAGAGAAACCUGGUUUCUUUCAGGACUGAAAUGGUCACUUUCCAUUACAGCGUCCAUUUUCAAAAUUGUGGCUUUUUUGUGUCCAUGCCUGUAAGCCCUGAGGAGCAGUUUGAGGCACGUAUGCUUGCAUACUCCUUAAAGUUGAUACUUAAUUUACAUAUUUAAAAUGCUCGAUCUUUCAAUUCCAGGGUAAUGGACAAAAAAUAUUAACUUAUCUUGUUUGCAAGGUCACACGCUCAGUCCAAUAAUGCCCUUGAUAAGAAUAAGUGAAUCCAUUAUUUUUUUUAAAUGAAUAAUUUAAGUGAACAAAC
This is a messenger RNA of Cyprinus carpio (common carp), 3439 nucleotides long. RefSeq names its product putative G protein-coupled receptor 139. NCBI's taxonomy places the organism in Eukaryota, Metazoa, Chordata, Actinopteri, Cypriniformes, Cyprinidae. The record is from RefSeq and is a predicted model, not a curated record. Gene Ontology annotation, cellular component: membrane. Gene Ontology annotation, biological process: G protein-coupled receptor signaling pathway. Gene Ontology annotation, molecular function: neuropeptide receptor activity.